Molecule: messenger RNA, 1155 nt
Organism: Cordyceps fumosorosea ARSEF 2679
Lineage: Eukaryota; Fungi; Ascomycota; Sordariomycetes; Hypocreales; Cordycipitaceae
Exons: 1
Coding region: 1-1155 (384 amino acids)
Source: RefSeq, a predicted model, not a curated record
AUGCCUGGAAAACAGCUUAGAAAAAGACCGAGACAAUGCCAGCAAGCGAAGAGUCCAGAAGAUGUCUGGAGACUAGUCAAGCAGGCAGCAGCCGAGAUUGAUCGCCGGGGGGUAUUGAACCAAAACGAAGAGGACCGGUUGUUGACUGCCAAAGCAUUCCGGGGGGCAUUGAGCCAAGACGAAGAAGACCGACUGUUGGCUGCCAAAGCAUAUGUGCAACAUGCCACUGCACCUUUAAAUCGCUCGGACAAAUACGGGAGCUUUAUUGUUCAACUACAGGAAGAAUGCAAGUCAACACUGCAGUUGCUAUACACUGCCGUUAUCCGGAAGAACUGGUUAUAUUACAUGCACAUAGCAGAUAUUCCUAAGUUGGUUGAACUUCUGAUUGGCAAUCAAGCUGCGCUCAGUUUUAAGAGCAAGGUUUUGGCGGAUCUUGCCGUUACUCAUUUGCCACAAGGUAGGUACUCUCAACCCAACACCAUCUUCACAUGGCCAUACCAGCUGACCUAUUUCCCAGAAACUGGGGCGAGAGCCAGGAGGAAGACGUCUAUAGACGCUACGCUAACAAAUCCAGACGCAACUCAUAUGCCAGGGCAAGAAAACAGGACUCUGUCUGCAAAUAUCAUCUCGCCGAGAACGCCAGGCAUGCCCAGACGGGCCACAGAAGGGCAGGCCGCAGAAGUGAAAUGGUCAAGACAAAGCAUCAUCACCUGUUUUGACGAGCAAUUUGCCGACGUAACCAGGUGCGCUGAAGGGCAAACCAUUACCAUGUUCUUUCCAAGUUGGGGAGGUUCGGUUGGUUGUCUUAUGACGAUUCCUCUGGAUUUACCCACGGCGAAGCGACUUUUGGAGGAGCUCUCCGGUAAUGUACUACGGUUGAUGGAUGAUAUGCUAGCGCUCGAAGUUAAAGGCGGCGUUGUGGUUGUAGGGGGAGGUUUCGACUUCAAAAGCUUUACUGGUCAAGCCAUCGCUACUAAACUUAGCCAGCAACUUUGGAAGUAUAUCGAAGCAGGUCCUGGCCGACAGACGGAAUUGCAGUAUGGCAUGCAAUGUACAGACAGUGUAUCCCUGUCCAUUUCACGCAAGUAUUGCUAUCUCAGCAUUGCUAUUGACACAACAGACGCCACAAGAAUACUCGAUUGUUUAUCUAGCUGA